AUGGAACAAGCGACCAACGCGCAUGACGAGCUUAGCCUCGAGCUCACCCUGGUCGCCACCGUGGGAGUGGCGCCGGCAGCGCCUCGCUUCUUCCUCUGCGCCUACUGCGACCGCAGGUUCCUCACUGCGCAGGGGCUCGGCGGCCACCAGAACGCGCACAGGCAAGAGCGCGCCCUUGCCAGGCUCCACGGUGAUGCCGCUGCUGACAUGCACGCCUCCCGGGCAUGGAAGGCUGCUGCUCGGAUGCCUGAGGGGCCCGAGGACGAGGUGCCGGCGGCGGGUGGCAUGGCGCACAAGCGCGGCAGCAGCUGGCCGGAGCCUGACCAAGAGCUGGACUUGUCCCUCCGGCUGUAA
Molecule: messenger RNA, 354 nt
Organism: Triticum turgidum subsp. durum (durum wheat)
Lineage: Eukaryota; Viridiplantae; Streptophyta; Magnoliopsida; Poales; Poaceae
Source: the annotation of a GenBank genome assembly